Oncorhynchus kisutch (coho salmon) is the source of this 4101-nucleotide messenger RNA. RefSeq names its product D-glutamate cyclase (gene dglucy). Gene Ontology annotation, molecular function: D-glutamate cyclase activity. The record is from RefSeq and is a predicted model, not a curated record. The transcript is spliced from 11 exons. Gene Ontology annotation, biological process: glutamate metabolic process. The coding region runs from base 391 to 2274 and encodes 627 amino acids. Lineage: Eukaryota; Metazoa; Chordata; Actinopteri; Salmoniformes; Salmonidae.
AUACCACGCAUUCAGAGCGGUUUAUAUCAGAAAUAGUUUGCUUUGCGCUUUCCACUUCCUUUCACCAUGAACAGUGAAAAAUCGACAAGAAGCUUAUAUAUGUUUUCUUAUCAUGUGCUACCAUUAUUCGUAAACAUACAUUUAUGGUAUGCAUAGGUUAUACAUGUAUCAUGUUAAAGAGGACGCAUGCCUCCCACUUUACACUUACAUAAUAAACUCAAACCUCUUUGUAUAAUUAUUACAACACUUUUCAGCCAAAUUUGAAUAGCAUUAGCUAGCCACUCGGAUGUCACAGUUUUGAAUUGAUCGAUUACCCCCAAAGAAAGUAUUUUAGAUGCAUUUUGAAUAGGCCUGUGUGCUUUUUGCCUACCUCUCAUUUCAGGUUUGAGCAUGUUUCAGGCGUGGCAAGGUAUAAGGUCACUCACCAACUCAAUUCAACGGUAUCCAGUGCAAAGACUAGUGUGUGUAAAGGCCACCACCACUAGACCGUGCUCAGGCUACCAGCAGGCUAAUGUGGUGAUCCUCCAUAAGAGCCUAGCAGAUGACUUUGAGGCAUUCUGCCAUGCCAACCCCAGCCCCCUGCCCCUGCUGUACAGAAGUCAGCCUGGGGAGUGGGGCUGUCCACCUCUCGCUGCAGACGCAGACAUCAGAGUGGACUGUCCCCAGUACUGUGUGUUUAAGGAUGGCCUGCUGGUAUCCAGAGUGUCCAGCCUGAUGUCCUACAGCGGUCAGCUCCAGGACAUGGUCAGCUUCUACCUGGGCUGUAGCUUCAGCUUUGAGAGGACACUGCGGAAGGCCGGGGUCCCUGUCCGAAAUGUGGAGCAGAACUGUAAUGUCAGCAUGUUCAGGACAUCUCUCCAGUGUAGAGGAGUGGGUCAGUUCCAGUGCCCUAUGGUGGUGACUAUGAGACCGGUACCUGAGGAGAAGCUGGACCUUGUGGUCCAGAUCACUCACCUGACCCCUCUGGCCCAUGGAGGACCCAUCCACAUCGGGGACCCAGCUGUGCUGGGGAUCCAGGACUUAUCCAGGCCGGAGUAUGGGGACCCGGUGGCCCUUGGCCCAGGAGAUGUACCUGCGUUCUGGGCCUGUGGGGCCACUGGUGUGGAGGCUGUCCAGAGUUGCAAGCCCCCACUGGCAUUCACCCACUCUCCAGGCUGCAUGUUCGUCACUGAUCGACAGGACUCAUCCGUCUUUGCGUCCACAUCCACCCCUGAGCCUGACCAAUGCCCUCUGACUUUCUCCAUCUCCCAGCAGCCUUUGCACUUCAGUGUGGCGUCCAAGGCUGUAGUCCAGAGCAUACGAGACCUGGAGAAGAUCAUUGGCGAGGACCCAGGGGAGAGAGGUAUCCGUGCAUUGUUUGUCCAGGAUGAGUUGCUGAGGUCUUGCCUGUCCCUCUCCCACUCCUCAUCUGUGCUCAUCACUACGGGGUUCCCCACCCACUACACACACAACCCCCCUGAGGAGACAGACGGGCCCCCCGGAGCCAUCGCCAUAGCAGCCACCCUCCAGGCCCUCCAGAAGGAGGUUGCUAUAGUGACAGAUCACCGUGCCCUGGAGAUGAAUCAGAGGAUUAUGGAGGAUGCAGUAAAGAAAGGUGUGAUAAAGACAGCCGUACCACUGCUCAGUUACCAAGGCAACAGCCCAGACUCAGCACUGUACUUCCUGUGUCAUAACGGAGACCAUAAAAAGCCCAGGUUUGACCACUUGGUGGCAAUAGAGCGCAGUGGCAGAGCAUCUGAUGGGAACUACUACAAUAUGAGAGGAGUGAACAUCAAACACCUGGUGGACCCUAUAGAUGAUCUAUUCACCACAGCCAGCACCAUCCCUGGCAUCAGCACCACAGGGAUAGGAGAUGGCGGGAACGAGCUGGGCAUGGGCAAGGUGAAGGAGGCAGUGAGAGAACACAUGCCCAAUGGGAGCCUGAUAGCCUGUGACGUGGCUGCUGACUUUGCCAUCACUGCAGGAGUGUCUAACUGGGGAGGCUACGGCAUGGCCUGUGCUCUAUACAUCCUCAGUCUCUGUCCCAUCCACCAGCGGUACCUCCACAAAGGCCUGGGCCAGCCUCACCCACCUACCCAGGACCAGCACCAGGCCUGGGCUGCUAGCCUGCCCUCUGUAGCCAAGGAGGAGGAGAUGCUGUCUAUCCUGGUACAACAUGGUGUCCGCAGCGGAAAGACAGGAACCCUGGGCAUGGAGGUGGACGGCCUGACCUUUCACCCCACACACUCUGACCUCAUCAGAAAGCUCAGGGACCGCACCUCACAGAGAAAGUGAAACUACACCUUACAAACUACCACCUAUGCAAGGUAGUGAACACACCACCAACCCACGCAGAGUAGUGAAAAUAGCAUGCCGUUGCUGUCAUUCGCAUCCCCUCCUCCUCCCUAUCCACCACACCACCUCCCCCAACGAUUGGAGAUGGUCCUUGGUCAGUGACCAGGUGGAAGCACCACCCGAGCCAAAAGCUACUACACUGCAAAACCCUACACUAUCUCACAUCAUUAAUCAUCUGAUUGCAUGGAACCUGAUCACAAUAUUACAGUACAUGGCAACCUUCCUAAAGGCUUGAGUUUGAUGCUGUCAUGUUUGGAUCAAACCGAGAAAUGAGGUGUGGAGUUGGAGGAGUUGUGAAUUGCCUGCAGCUGUAUAUUUAAUUGCUCCCGAACGUUUAGAACUUCAUAAAUUAAAAACCUUUAUCCUUUUGUAGCUCAGUCGGUAGAGUAUGGCGCUUGUACUGCCAGGGUAGGGGGUUCGAUUCCCGGGCCCACCCAUUCAUAAAAUGUAUGUAUGCAUGACUAAGUUGCUUUGGAUAAAAGUGUCUGCUACGUUGCAUAUAUUAUGUUACUAUAAUAUUACAAGCUAAAGCCUGAUAUCAGACAACGCCAUAAACCAAGUUGAUUUUAUAGCUUUGUGAUCUUAAUUCUAUUAUAAACAAGGCACUAGAUUAGAACUAUAUACAACAGUUUUUUUGUGAUAUAGACCUCAAAUACCACAAUUCCCAACCUCUCAAAUAUCUUGUGUUGUUUUUUUUGUUAGUAAAAUCAUCUUGUGUUGAUUAGUAGGACCAAAUGAAUAUAACCAAAUAGAGAAUCAGUCACGCACACACAGAUCCGAAGGCAGACUGCUCUCAGGGACAGUUGACUGCCUUUGUGGCACACUGCCAACUGUGCUAUUCUACUAACACUUCGUCUCCAGCUUCCAUAUAAAAGUCAGAGGGGUCUGUGUGUUUUAUACACCAGAAAUACUGGCUUGGUAACUUUUUGUCUUCCUUAGCUAUGAGUUGGUGAGCAAAACACUUGCUAAGAGCAGAGUACCACUGAAACCUGUGUUCUAAAAACCAUCUGUAAUUAUUCAGAGAUAUUGUUUAAAGUUACUCAACACACACUGUCUUACUAAUAUUAAUGGUGUUAAUGACAUUUGUAUUCAAAAUCAUAGUCACUUGUGAUUAUUUUAAUACACUACAUAAACUGUUAAAUUAUGCAAUACUAAUUUGAAAAGUAAUCAAAGUGCUGUUAUCUGAUUAGACGCAGAGAUUCCACUGAAACAUGAUUUCAUCUACUAUCAGUGCCAGCGUGUGCCAUGCUAGGGGCCACCCUCCCUAAAUAUCCCACCUUCUCUCUCCCUCUCUCCCUUACUUCCUCCCUCCGCAGCCAAUGUCACUCACAGAUCUGUCUAAAACAACCUUUCACACACACAUCUUACCGUCAACACUGUUUGACAAACACAUGGUAUGGUUUCAGGCAACCCUGCAAAGACUGAAGACAUAUUGAAUUCUCCAGCCAAAUAAUUAAAUCCAACAUUAUGCUCCUACUCUUGCUUCUAGUCCUUAUGUCACACAGUUUGUUUAUCUAUGGUUUUCUUAUCUAACAUGGAUAUAAUAGAAAGCAAUGAUAUUAGGUUUGACCUUUCCAAAUGAAGCCCUUUCCUUCUAGGUUCAGCCAAAGUAAAGUUAGUGUCGUCCAAGGAGGCUUCUGUUGCUAGGUUAAUAAACAAACCAAGGCUUUUUCUUUGCUAGCGACUGGUUACACCUGAGAAUGUUUAGCAUUACUCAAUGAUGGAAUUAAUGAGUUGCUUACUUGAUAAAAUAAAUGUUAAAAUGCA